Messenger RNA from Sclerotinia sclerotiorum 1980 UF-70, 1089 nucleotides. RefSeq lists its product with no specific name. The record is from RefSeq and is a predicted model, not a curated record. The transcript has a single exon. The coding region runs from base 1 to 1089 and encodes 362 amino acids. NCBI's taxonomy places the organism in Eukaryota, Fungi, Ascomycota, Leotiomycetes, Helotiales, Sclerotiniaceae.
AUGACUGGAAUUCAGUUUUACAAUUACUUGGGAAUUUCUGAUCCCGAAUUUACGCACUCUGAUGAUAUAACAUGUCGAAUGAUCAAUCCGGAAAGCAUAAAAGCUGCUUUAUCGUCCGAAUCUCCAGAUCACGAUGCGAUUGAAAAAAUGCGUGGGAAGUAUAGAGGCACUGCAAGACCAGCCUCGCAGCAGUCAAUUGUUUACGGUAGUGACAGAAUAGAACCAGUGAGGCAAUCAUCCAGUCCCAUUGAGCUCAUCACUAUCACAAAUGCGCCAGUGUCAUCUUCUGCACAGCCUGAAAAGAUCACUUCAAAGAGGUCUUUCGAAACCGCGGGUCAAUCGCCAUCAUUGUCAAAUCCAGAGGUUACGCCCGCGGAGCAAGAAAAGAGGUGGACCUUUCCAGAAAGGGGAAUUUCUGGGGACAGCGCUGCACAGGAUCCGUCGCCACCAAGGACGGAAGUGCCAAUAUCGCAACCGAAUGCACCUGAAGUAUAUGAGACAGUUGCGGCGCCAACGGAAGAUAUGAAGGAGCAUAGAAAAGCCACACCCAGAAGGUUUUUUGAAACCCCAAGUCAAUUGCCUUCAUCACUAGGUCGAGGUUCUUCGCCUCGUAUUAGUUCUUUGUCUGCACAAAAAUCGGCAUCACCAAUUGUCUCGUUCAAGACGCCGAACAAUUCCUCAUCAAAACACACAAGACGCACUGAGCCGGAGAGCCCAACCCAGGGAAAGGCACCGCAUAUCAUGAAUGAAAGAGUGCCUUCAAUAGAGUGCAAACCGCAAGGAUUUUCAUCGAGACCAUCACUUGAGAGGUCAAUAUCUCCGCCACCAUCACGAAGGGAGUCUACAGCAGCAUCAAACAAACCGGAAAAGGUUAUGGAUUGGCUAAAAAAUAAAGAACAGCCGAUGAGGGUUGAAAAAUCAACCAAGUCUCCAUCGACCGCACAAACAUACAAGGGAAAGUGGGAAUUUGGCAAAUAUCUCGCGCGAAAACGAAUCGAGAGUAGUAGUCGCCCUCCAAGAUUGACACCGAGGACUAGUUUUAGCUUAAAGCCUAGAUCUAAUAGUGGCAGUAAUGCUUCGUCCAUGUAG